CCGUUCGUUGUAACCACUGACGCAAGACAGUAUGGGAUUGGCGCAGUGCUGGCUCAGCAGGAAGGGAAGAAGUUUUGACCGAUCGAGUACAUGAGCAAAAAGAUGUCUUCAAAGAAGUUGGCAAAGUCCACCUACGAGAGGGAACUCUACACUCUUUACAAGGCAUUUGUCCAUUGGAGGCACUACCUGUUACGAAGGUUCUUCUACUUGAGAACUGACCAUCAGACACUCAAGUGGAUCAAGACUCAACCAGUUCUCUCCGAUGCACUCAAACGCUGGAUUGAAGUCAUAGAUCAAUAUGAUUUCAAACUAGACUAUUUGAAGGGAGAGUACAACAAGGUUGCAGAUGCGUUGUUUAGGAGGGCAAAUUACCUAGGUGCGCUGAUUUCUGAGUUUGGUUUGUCAGAGGACGUGACUCGAUCGUUGGAUGAAGCCUACAAGGAAGAUCCCAUCACGAUGGACAUCAUCAACAAACUACAGGCUAAAGAUAAGGCCACCACUGAUGAGUUUGUGAUGGUGGAUGGGUUGCUCUUUCUUGAGAAGGCAGGGUUCAAGAGGUUGUUUGUUCCAUCUAGAGAAACUUUGCGUAGUUUAUUUUUAGGUGAGUGCCAUGACGCAAUGGGACACGUCGUCUAUAAGAAGAGUGCUAAUUUAGUACAGCGAUUAUGGUGGCCGAACAUGCUUGACGAUGUGAAGAAGUACGUGGAGACCUGUCAGUUCUGUCAGCGGGACAAACCGCGGACUCGAGCUCCGCUUGGGUUACUCAAGCCUUUACCCUUUCCUGCUGGCCCAGGGCAGAGUAUCUCCAUGGACUUCAUGGAUACUCUUGUGACCAGCAAGAAUGGCAAGAGGCACAUCUUCGUCAUAGUGGAUAGGUUCACUAAGUACGCUAGACUAAUCGCCAUGCCAGAGACUGCCAGGACUGAGCACGUCAUCAAGUUGUUCAUGGACAACUGGGUGCGUGAUUUUCGAUUGCCUAAGACUAUCGUUAGUGAUAGAGAUGUCCGUUUCACUAGUGAGAUGUGGAAGAAGGCCGCUGAACAGAUGGGCAGCCAGCUUCAGAUGACUUCUGGGAAUCAUCCCGAAGCAAAUGGGCAGGCUGAACAGAUGAACCGAGUGGUGCAACACCUGCUGAGGCAUUACAUCAAGCCCAGCCAGAAUAAUUGGGAUGAGAAGUUACCUCUCAUCGCCAGUUUGUACGACAACGCGGUACACAGCACCAUCGGUGUCAGUCCUAAUCAACUACAUCUAGGAUGGAAGCCUAGAUUUGCUUUAGACUUCCUCCUACCUGAAAAUCGAGCUGCUGCAACUCCUAGAACCACCGAAUUUGGUGUCCAGUAUGAGAAACUGCUGCAGCAGACUGUCGAACACAUUAAGAAAUCUCAGGAGGUCAUGAUUGCUUCUGAGAACAAGCGUCGUCGACAAUCCACAUUUCAGGUAGGGGAUUGUGUCUGGGUCGAGGCUAGUGAACUGGGACAGGAGUUUGGCAUCUCUAGGAAACGAAUGCCUCAGUAUUUCGAUCCCUGGGAAGUCCUGGAUAUCGUGGGGAAUGAUUUGGAUGGUCCCUUGUACGUCAUUCGUAUCCCUGGUCACUUACGCACUUACCCUGUUUUCCACGCUUCCAAACUUGCACCUUUCGCUGAGACAGCACAGUUCCCAUCACGGAGAUCUAUGCUGCCCCCAACCAUGGAUAGCCACGUGGACGUUGACGACAUCCUGGAUCACAGAGACACGCCUGUUCCUAAGCCACCUGGUAGGGGAAGACCUCCCAAACCUGCGCGAGAAUACAGAGUACAUUUCAAGCAUCAUACAGAUCCGAAGGAAGAUCGAUGGAUUUCAAGGGAGGAACUUGUCAAGACAGCUCCUCAGAUCGUGGCCGAUUAUGAGAAAAGACUAAAGGGGAAGGCACCAGCAUGAAGCAUCUCAACGAACUUUCGAAGCUAAGGGGGGUGGAAUGUGAGGAACAAGC
This is a messenger RNA of Chara braunii, 1969 nucleotides long. The record is from the annotation of a GenBank genome assembly. Lineage: Eukaryota; Viridiplantae; Streptophyta; Charophyceae; Charales; Characeae.